Molecule: messenger RNA, 1414 nt
Organism: Culex pipiens pallens (northern house mosquito)
Lineage: Eukaryota; Metazoa; Arthropoda; Insecta; Diptera; Culicidae
Exons: 4
Coding region: 62-1240 (392 amino acids)
Cellular component (GO): nucleus
Molecular function (GO): zinc ion binding
Source: RefSeq, a predicted model, not a curated record
CAAAAAUCAAACCAGAAUUUUGCAGCCCAUUAAAUUUAAAUUUUCACUCGCCUACUCAAAAAUGCAAUUCGCUUCGCGAUCCACUUCGGCGGCCUCCAUUGGGGACGACUUCCGGUGCCGGUUGUGCCUCCGGUUGGCUGGUGCGGAGCUGCGCCCGCUGUUUCCUCCCGGCGAGGACCAGAUCGAGCUGCUGAGCCGCAUCUUUGACUGUUUGUCCAUUCACGUUUCUUUCCUCCACGAUUUCAACGCGAUGUUGUGUUGCGGCUGCCGGGAGAAAAUCGAGGGAUUCUAUCUGUUUAGGAAGCAGUGCCAAUCUAACGAUGAGUACAUCCGCCGGAAGCGGUCCAACCUGAUCGCUGGGUCGGAAUUUGAAAGAAAAGACAUGCUGCUGGCGAGUGUGAAGGAACCGGAAAUGGACGUCCUGCUGAAGGAUGUCAAGGACCUGUUUGAGCCGCUGAUGGAGAAGCUGGAGCCGGAAGACGUCAAAAUGCCGGAGCUGGCUCCGUCUUUGGCGGAACAGGAAGUCAUUGAGAUUCCGAGCUCCAGCGGCCAAUCCAAUGAGUCAUUUUGUGGAUUUACGCUGGACAACUGCGCCAGACGUUCUCCGCGGAUUUUCAUCCAACAGUCCAUCUCGGAAGCGACUGAACGGCAACCGGAAUCGACGCCGCCACCAGAGAUUCAUGCCGUUGGUGCGUCGCAGCUGGAGCUGCCAAAACUGACCAAGAUCAAAACUAAAAUGGGUCGGCCCCGCAAAACGGCACCGUUGCCAGCCCCCAUGGGCCGGAAGGCGGUUCUUUACUACCAGGGCUACCAGUUCGUUCGGCCAAGGAAAUGUCCGACGGGGGGCUUCCAGUGGUCCUGUAGCAAAACCACCUGCCCGGUCAAACUGAACGACGACCAACGCGAACUCAGUGCCGGUCCGCACCAGCACGAGCCCCACGUGAUCCGCCAGGGAACCAUGUCGAACGUGAAGCGCCACCGCCGGGUUCCGUUUCUGUUGGUCAAGUUUGGCCACAGGGAAUGUCUGGUGUACGAUAACUCGUACCGGUUCCAGUUCUCGCGUGAACUUUCCAGUGGAAAUCAGAUGUGGGUGUGUGAGGCGGCCGACUCGGACGGUUGUCCGGCGCACAUGAAAAUCAUGGGCGAUUUCAGCUCGGUUUCGUGCUACUUUAAGCAUAACCAUCCGAACGCCAAGAUGAUUCUCGAGGAGCUUACGACGGUGCCGCAGGAAGAAGCUUAGGUAGGGUGGUGUGGUUAACUGGACGACUAUUUUAUAUCAUAUGAGUUCGAUUACAGUUGUGAGAAAUUUAAAUUUUAAUUCAUUCCUAUCGUUGUUAUCAUGAUAAAUUUGUUACAUCUUAUAAAAUAAUUUUAUAUAAAAUAAAAUUCUAUAAACAAUAAAAUAGUGGUUCAC